Colletotrichum gloeosporioides is the source of this 552-nucleotide messenger RNA. RefSeq lists its product as uncharacterized. The transcript has 2 exons. The record is from RefSeq and is a predicted model, not a curated record. The coding region runs from base 1 to 552 and encodes 183 amino acids. Lineage: Eukaryota; Fungi; Ascomycota; Sordariomycetes; Glomerellales; Glomerellaceae.
AUGUUUCGAAACAUCUUUCGCGGCUCUCAACGAGCCAUCACCACCCUUGCCCGCCCAAGCCCAACACGCCAAACACCAAUGCUCUGUCGAGAAGCGUUGAUUCGGCACCCAAAACAGAUCCAACGGCAAUACACAGCCUUCAGACCGCUUGCCUGUACAAGGCAAUAUUCCUCCCAAAGGAAAGUUACAGUCAACAGCGGAAGCGACGCUAACGGGGGGAACGGAGCCAACAACAAGAGCGACAGCACCACCAAAAGAGGCAUCAUUUGCCGAGUAGCAGCAAGAGCUGAACGCAAGAAGCAUCUCGCGCUUAUUUGCCGAGCAUUGCGCGAAAUAAGCGAGAAGUUGGAUAAAAUCGAGAUGAAUUGGGACAAAACUCAGAAGCAGAAGAGGUACAUGUUCUGGAAGCUGGUCUUGGCGACCAUUGUUAUAGCUGUCGUCGGUGCGAUGGUAGACCCCAAAAAGCCCAAAAAGCAGGAGAAUGAGACGGCGGGAGAGAUUUCACCAGACACCAGCCCUAUAUCAAAGGAAAAUCCAGAUAUUGUUUCGUGA